Molecule: messenger RNA, 5991 nt
Organism: Corythoichthys intestinalis (scribbled pipefish)
Lineage: Eukaryota; Metazoa; Chordata; Actinopteri; Syngnathiformes; Syngnathidae
Product: guanine nucleotide exchange factor VAV3-like
Exons: 27
Coding region: 315-2855 (846 amino acids)
Biological process (GO): cell migration; intracellular signal transduction; regulation of GTPase activity
Cellular component (GO): plasma membrane; cytoplasm
Molecular function (GO): guanyl-nucleotide exchange factor activity; protein binding
Source: RefSeq, a predicted model, not a curated record
UAAAGCAUGAAAACUCUCCAUAAGUGAAAUACGCAGGGAAGUAAAAUAUAAUGUAAUAAAUAAAGCAAAUUCAAAACGAGUAGUUUGUAUUCUUCCGGUGGAGAGACAACCCCCACGUGGAAAUGUCACAUGAAGGCGGGCGAAUGGGGAGAGCGGGGGCUUUAACCACUUUUGAUCCACAUAACUGCAGUUGCGCCUGUUGUGCGCCUCUUUCCUCCACUUGCACUAAUGCGAGCGACACAGCUGUAGUCAUGACAUUCUUUUCUGUGUGUAAUCUUUUUUCUUCAGACUAGUUUCUCCAACGUCUGUUCCUCAUGGAAUACUGGAGGCAAUGCGCCGCCUGGCUCAUCAGAUGCAAGGUGCUGCCGGUCAACCAUCGGGUUACCUCGGACACUGCACAGGUGUUUGACCUGGCGCAGACCCUACGCGACGGCGUGCUGCUGUGUCAGCUGCUCAACAAUCUGAGGGAGCGCAGUAUCGACUUGAAGCACAUCAACCUCAGGCCGCAGAUGUCCCAGUUCCUGUGCUUGAAGAAUAUCCGCACCUUCCUGACAUGCUGCUGCAACUUGUUCGGCAUGAAGAAAAGUGACCUAUUCGACGCUUUUGACCUGUUUGACGUGCGUGACUUUGGAAAGGUGAUGGAUACACUAUCCAAGCUCUCGUACACAGCCAUCGCACAGCAAGGAGGAUUCAAGCCUUUCCCCACAGAGGAGAGUCUAAAGGACGAGGACAUUUACAAUCACCUAGAAGACCUGAUUGAUGAAACCGCCAUGGAAGAUGAGGAGGACUUAUAUGCAGCAGUAUACAGCUUGGAAGAAGGCUAUGCAGGCGGAGAGAUUUAUGAGGACCUUAUGAGGACUGGGCAGCAGAAGCAGGUCGAGAUGUCAGACGUUCGCAGCUGCUGCCUCUCUGAGAUCAAGCAGACGGAAGAGAAGUACACAGAGACCUUGGAAUCCAUUGAGAAGUAUUUCCUCAACCCGCUCAAGAAAUUUUUCUCCGUUGCCGAAAUCGAUCAAGUGUUUAUCAACAUUCCAGACUUGGUGAAGGUUCACAAGAGCCUCAUGGCAGACGUUCAGGAUUCCAUUCUCAACAAGAAUGCUUUAAAUCUCUACCAGAUAUUUAUCAACUACAAAGAGAGGCUUCUCAUCUAUGGUGUCUACUGCAGCCGCGUGGAGAUUGCCAUCACCGUGCUGGACCUCAUCUGCAAGGAGAAGGAGGACGUCCGCCUCAAACUGGAGGAGUGUUCCAAGAGAGCCAACAAUGGCAAGUUCACUCUAAGGGAUCUGCUGGUGGUCCCCAUGCAAAGGGUCCUAAAGUACCACCUUUUACUCCAGGAGCUGCUCAAGCACACUCACGAAGCUGCAGAAAAGAGCAACCUUAAAAUUGCGCUGGAUGCUAUGAAAGAUCUGGCACAGUUUGUCAACGAAGUGAAGAGAGACAGCGAGACUCUACGGGAGAUGGACCAGUACCAGCGCUCCAUUGAGAACCUUAAUCAGCCGCUAAUCCGCUACGGUCACCCGAGAGGAGAUGGAGAAAUGCGUAUUGUGUCCAACUUUGACCGCAGGAAACUGGUCAGAUACCUUUUCUUGUUUGAUGUGGCCGCCGUGGUGUGCAAGCGACGUGGCGACAACUAUGAGAUGAAGGACGUGCUCGACCUCAAUGUCUUCAAGAUCACCGACAACCCGUUGUCAGACAAGGAGGGCAAGAAGUGGUGUUACGGCUUCUACGUGACACACCAGCAGGGCCACACGGGCUUCGAGCUCUUCUUUAAGACCAGAGAGCUGAAGAAGAAAUGGCUUGAUCAGUUUGAAAUGGCUGUAUCUAACAUUCGACCAGAGUUUGCCAAUCACAAUGGUCACCAGUUCAAGAUACACACUUUUGAAAGAAUCUCUUCAUGCAGCUUCUGUCACCUUCUACUAAGGGGGGUCUUCAACCAGGGUUACGUUUGUUUAAAAUGCGCACGGGCUGUCCACAAGGAGUGUUUGGGUCAGCUGGGUCUUUGCCGGAGGGCUGCAGAGUCAUCCAAGCAUCGCUGCAAAGUCACGUUGAGCCCAUCAGCCAUGUCUCCUCAGGAAGGCACAACACCGCCAGACCCAGGUCUUCCACGGAUGGUAGUGAUCCGAACAUACGAUGGUGUCCCCUGCCCGCCACGCGGCCCCCCGCUGUGUGCCCACGCUGGCGAUGUGAUCGAGCUGAUGUUCGCCGACCUGCACAGCUCCUGGUGGCAGGGCAGAAUCCCGGUGAGCGGCAAGAUUGGUUUCUUUCCCAGUGACGCCGUGAGGCCUUGCCCUUGCCUACCGAAGCCUGUCGAUUACUCCACACAGCUCUGGUUUGCAGGGCCCAUGGAGAGGUGCCAGGCCGAGCUGGAGCUCCAGGACCGAGGGAACAGCACCUAUCUGGUUCGGCAUCGGAGUAAAGAAUGCGCAGAGUACGCCAUCAGUAUAAAGUUCAACGACAGAGUCAAGCACAUUAAGAUUCUGACCAAGGACGGCUGCUUUUACAUCACUGAGUGUCGGCCCUUUAAAACAUUGCUGGACCUGGUGGAGUACUAUAAGCAACACUCCUUAAAAGAAGACUUCAGCAGCCUCGACACCAAUCUGCGUGUCCCUUACCGGCAAUGCUCCGAUGGAAGCUCGCCUUGGGCCAUUAGCAAGACUGGCAGCGUGUUUUCUCCCAGGGUGGUGUCUGUAGCUGUGGCUCGCUACGACUACAGUGCCAGAGACGUGUGGGAGCUUUCUCUACUGCAGGGGGACGUGGUCAACAUCUACAGCAAAACAUCCGAUGGCUGGUGGAAGGGGGAGGUGGCCGGCAAGGCGGGCUGGUUUCCUUCCACCUUUGUCGAAGAGGAGGACUGACUCAGGGUGACGGAUGUCCUGUCCAUUUGAUCACGAUGCACCCCCCCAUCGGCAGCACCCGGGAUCUCUUUGAUGUCGCUGUGAGAAACUCAAAAAGAACCGCACCCUCUAAAACCUUCGCCUCCUUAACACCUGCUGACAGCACUCUUAUGCAGCACACAUGUCACGUCAGGAAUCAGUACUUACUGCACCCCCACAGCUAGACACCCUGUUCCUUCACUGACUCACCUUGACUUAUUAUUGAUGACUCGGCGAGCUGGUGUGAAAGUUGCCUCGGCUGUCAUCAUGUUGCGUUGGCGGGGAAGACUCAGUCAGCUGACUGCCGCCUGGAAGGUGAGCAUGUAAAGCAAGCCAAACUGAUGCUGGAACUCUCUUGUGUUCACAAGGCAGGUAAAUAAACAGAUUAUUUAAUUGAUUUAGACAUCAAUUUUGUGGCGUGUCUUGAUUUGGUGGUCUAGAGCUGGCGCGCCGGGCCGGUACCGGUACCGGUCCGUGGCGCAUUUGGUACCGGGCCGCAAAAGAAAGAAUUUAUUAACGACUGCGUAAUGGCCAAAUUAACUUAAACCUGUGCCCCUUAACUCACCAGUAUCCCUGUCUACUCUAGAUAUUCCCCUAAAGGAUGGAAUGUCGUCAUAGAAAUCCAUUGAUUGGACUGCUAGCAGUACAUCUUGUUUUGUAUAUCUGUGUGCGCUUGUCCUCGAUAAUAAUGUCUGACGAAGGGUGGGCGAAUCACAUUUGUUCCCGGAAAUAAUUCGCCCCCACACUAGAAUGACUGAAACACAGACGUCUUUGGACAGAUUUUUUACGGGGAAAAGGGCACCUGACGAGCCAGAAGAUGAGCCUACAACCUCAAAGAAAACAAAAUCUACACUACUUUCCAAUCGCUAAAGACCCACGAACUGCGAAAGAGUGGAUUUGUGAACAAUUUGUGAAUAAAAAGUGAUUUGAGCAUGUCUGUGCAACAGGAGGAUCAAUUUGUAGAGAUCACAAAUGACGUCGACCUUAAACGUACAUUUGAGACGACUUUACUGAGGUUCUGGAUUAAAAUGAUUCCGGAAUAUCAUGACAUUGCUUGGAGAGCAUUGAAAACCGUGCUACAAUUUCCAACAUCGUAUAUUUGAGAAGCGGGCUUCUCUCACUCUCCUAUCACACAUUGAUGGGACCAUCUCGUCUCAACGAAACUAGCUCAGGCCUCCCACUGAUUCAGCAGGCGAGUUAUAUUUUCCCUGCGUUUAACACGACGGGGCUAAAAACAAAUGUUGUUUUAUAUUUGCUGAAUUUUUCUGGCGCACAUUGCCGGUGUUCUGACAAAUUUGGCAUGUGCGUAACGUUAAAAAUGGCUGCGAAUGCAGCGAUUUCAAAGUAAACACUACAAACUUUUUUUAAAGAAAGGAAUCUUACCUUACGUUUGCCAUGUUAGCUGCACACAACAACUGCACGCAGCUCUCUCACAAGUUCUCCGACUUGAAAAGAUUAGAGAGGCCUGUAAUUGCCAACAUGGGUAAACCUCAGCCAUGGGAGACAGAAUGUGGAAAAAAAAAAACAGAAAAUCACAUUGUUUGAUUUUCAAAGAAUUUAUUUCCAAAUUAGAGUGGAAAAUAAGUAUUUGGUCACCUACAAACAAGCAAGAUUUCUGGCUGUCAAAGAGGUCUAACUUCUUCUAACGAGGUCUAAUGAGGCUCCACUUGUUACCUGUAUUAAUGGCACCUGUUUUAACUCAUUAUCGGUAUAAAAGACACCUGUCCACAACCUCAGUCAGUCACACUCCAAACUCCACUAUGGCCAAGACCAAAGAGCUGUCGAAGGACACCAGAGACAAAAUUGUAGACCUGCACCAGGCUGGGAAGAUUGAAUCUGCAAUAGGUAAAACACUUGGUGAAAAGAAAUCAACCGUGGGAGCAAUUAUUAGAAAAUGGAAGACAUACAAGACCACUGAUAAUCUCCCACCAUUUGGGGCUCCAUGCAAGAUCUCACCCCGUGGCGUCAAAAUGAUAAAUAGAACAGUGAGCAAAACUCCCAGAACCACACGAGGGGGACCUAGUGAAUGACCUACAGAGAGCUGGGACCACAGUAACAAAGGCGCCGCCAGGGACUCAAAUCCUGCACUGCCAGACGUGUCCCCCUGCUGAAGCCGGUACAUGUCCAAGGCCCGUCUGCGGUUCGCUAGAGAGCAUUUGGAUGAUCCAGAAGAGGACUGGGAGAAUGUGUUAUGGUCAGAUGAAACCAAAAUAGAACUUUUUGGUAGAAACACAGGUUGUCGUGUUUGGAGGAGAAAGAAUACUGAAUUGCAUCCGAAGAACACCAUACCCACUGUUAAGCAUGUGGGUGGAAACAUCAUGCUUUGGGGCUGUUUUUCUGCAAAGGGAUCAGGACGACUGAUUUGUGUAAAGGAAAGAAUAAACGGGGCCAUGUAUCGAGAGGUUUUGAGUGAAAAUGUCCUUCCAUCAGCAAGGACAUUGAAAAUGAGACGUGGCUGGGUCUUUCAGCAUGACAAUGAUCCCAAACACACAGCCAGGGAAACAAAUGAGUGGCUUUGUAAGAAGCAUUUCAAGGUCCUGGAGUGGCCUAGCCAGUCUCCAGAUCUCAACUCCAUAGAAAAUCUGUUGAGGGAGUUGAUAGUCUGUGUUGCCCAGCGACAGCCCCAAAACAUCACUGCUCUAAAGGAGAUCUGCAUGGAGGAAUGGGCCAAAAUACCAGCAACAGUGUGUGAAAAGCUUGUGAAGAGUUACAGAAAACGUUUGGCCUCCGUUAUUGCAAACAAAGGGUACACAACAAAGUAUUGAGAUGAACUUUUGGUAUUGACCAAAUACUUAUUUUCCACCAUGAUUUGCAAAUAUUUUUUUGAAAAAAAUCAAUGUGAUUUUCUGUUUUUUUCUUUUUUUUCUCCACAUUCUGUCUCUCAUGGUUGAGGUUUACCCAUGUUGACAAUUACAGGCCUGUCUAAUAUUUUCAAGUGGGAGAACUUACACAAUUAGUGUUUGACUAAAUACUUAUUUGCCCCACUGGAUGUUUAUGAAGUAAAUAGUUUUCUAGCACCGUUGGAUAACAUUGAGGGUUCAUCCGAAUAAAAAAGAGGGCUUUUUCACUGCCACAAAAGCUUUGGGAGUAAAAUUUUAUAAGGGUGCAAAAUUUGACA